Sus scrofa (pig) is the source of this 4387-nucleotide messenger RNA. NCBI's taxonomy places the organism in Eukaryota, Metazoa, Chordata, Mammalia, Artiodactyla, Suidae. The record is from RefSeq and is a predicted model, not a curated record.
CAGGGAAAUACACCUGUUUCAGACCAGCAGCCCGUGGGGACAGGUUCACCUGUGUUCCUCACACCACCACUUCAGUCCUAAGGAGCCUCCCUGGGGGAGCUUGAGGGACUCUUUCUGGAGCCAUGAGGGGGGUCCACCAGAGGAGGGUCCCCUGGGUGUUUCUGAGCUGCUUAUGUUCCUGCCUCCUUUGGCCAGAGGUCCUGGGUGGAAACACUAUGACAACUACUAUUACUGAGGAGAAAUACCCAUCGAAUAUCAGCUACAUAACUCCCACAAAAGAAAACCUCUCAAAAGAAGUAACAUCAACAAACAAAACUGAAAGAAAAAAGAGGGAAACUUCAAAUUCUGGUACUUACAAAUCAACUAUGGUGAGUUCAUCAGUCUCAGCGACAACUGGACCAGGGCCCCAGUCAACCUCACCCUCUUCCACCACCUCUGCUGAGGGGACAGCAGCAUCUUCUCUGGUCCACCAGACUCAGAGCAUGGAGACCACCAGAGAAACCCACAGCAGCGCCAUCGCAGCUGUGAGCUCCUCGACACCUUUAUCUUCCACAAGUGGACACCCUCUUACAGAAGGCGCUUCCCGGGAGACAUCCCCUUCGGGGGACCCAACCUCUUCAUCCGCGUCCAGACCCACCCCCACACCUGCAACAACAUCAGCCGUGUCGACAGCACCUGCUUCUACAGAUGGCACUUCCCCCACUUCCAGCCUAAGCAACACACCCCCAACAACAUCACGGGUGGUCACAUCCCCAGUUACAACCGACACCACUGUGGGAGGCCCAGGGGACACGUCCCCACCCGGCACAAGAACCAUCACUCCAGGCACCUCAUCAGUCUCAGCGACAACUGGACCAGGGCCCCAGUCAACCUCACCCUCUUCCACCACCUCUGCUGAGGGGACAGCAGCAUCUUCUCUGGUCCACCAGACUCAGAGCAUGGAGACCACCAGAGAAACCCACAGCAGCGCCAUCGCAGCUGUGAGCUCCUCGACACCUUUAUCUUCCACAAGUGGACACCCUCUUACAGAAGGCGCUUCCCGGGAGACAUCCCCUUCGGGGGACCCAACCUCUUCAUCCGCGUCCAGACCCACCCCCACACCUGCAACAACAUCAGCCGUGUCGACAGCACCUGCUUCUACAGAUGGCACUUCCCCCACUUCCAGCCUAAGCAACACACCCCCAACAACAUCACGGGUGGUCACAUCCCCAGUUACAACCGACACCACUGUGGGAGGCCCAGGGGACACGUCCCCACCCGGCACAAGAACCAUCACUCCAGGCACCUCAUCAGUCUCAGCGACAACUGGACCAGGGCCCCAGUCAACCUCACCCUCUUCCACCACCUCUGCUGAGGGGACAGCAGCAUCUUCUCUGGUCCACCAGACUCAGAGCAUGGAGACCACCAGAGAAACCCACAGCAGCGCCAUCGCAGCUGUGAGCUCCUCGACACCUUUAUCUUCCACAAGUGGACACCCUCUUACAGAAGGCGCUUCCCGGGAGACAUCCCCUUCGGGGGACCCAACCUCUUCAUCCGCGUCCAGACCCACCCCCACACCUGCAACAACAUCAGCCGUGUCGACAGCACCUGCUUCUACAGAUGGCACUUCCCCCACUUCCAGCCUAAGCAACACACCCCCAACAACAUCACGGGUGGUCACAUCCCCAGUUACAACCGACACCACUGUGGGAGGCCCAGGGGACACGUCCCCACCCGGCACAAGAACCAUCACUCCAGGCACCUCAUCAGUCUCAGCGACAACUGGACCAGGGCCCCAGUCAACCUCACCCUCUUCCACCACCUCUGCUGAGGGGACAGCAGCAUCUUCUCUGGUCCACCAGACUCAGAGCAUGGAGACCACCAGAGAAACCCACAGCAGCGCCAUCGCAGCUGUGAGCUCCUCGACACCUUUAUCUUCCACAAGUGGACACCCUCUUACAGAAGGCGCUUCCCGGGAGACAUCCCCUUCGGGGGACCCAACCUCUUCAUCCGCGUCCAGACCCACCCCCACACCUGCAACAACAUCAGCCGUGUCGACAGCACCUGCUUCUACAGAUGGCACUUCCCCCACUUCCAGCCUAAGCAACACACCCCCAACAACAUCACGGGUGGUCACAUCCCCAGUUACAACCGACACCACUGUGGGAGGCCCAGGGGACACGUCCCCACCCGGCACAAGAACCAUCACUCCAGGCACCUCAUCAGUCUCAGCGACAACUGGACCAGGGCCCCAGUCAACCUCACCCUCUUCCACCACCUCUGCUGAGGGGACAGCAGCAUCUUCUCUGGUCCACCAGACUCAGAGCAUGGAGACCACCAGAGAAACCCACAGCAGCGCCAUCGCAGCUGUGAGCUCCUCGACACCUUUAUCUUCCACAAGUGGACACCCUCUUACAGAAGGCGCUUCCCGGGAGACAUCCCCUUCGGGGGACCCAACCUCUUCAUCCGCGUCCAGACCCACCCCCACACCUGCAACAACAUCAGCCGUGUCGACAGCACCUGCUUCUACAGAUGGCACUUCCCCCACUUCCAGCCUAAGCAACACACCCCCAACAACAUCACGGGUGGUCACAUCCCCAGUUACAACCGACACCACUGUGGGAGGCCCAGGGGACACGUCCCCACCCGGCACAAGAACCAUCACUCCAGGCACCUCAUCAGUCUCAGCGACAACUGGACCAGGGCCCCAGUCAACCUCACCCUCUUCCACCACCUCUGCUGAGGGGACAGCAGCAUCUUCUCUGGUCCACCAGACUCAGAGCAUGGAGACCACCAGAGAAACCCACAGCAGCGCCAUCGCAGCUGUGAGCUCCUCGACACCUUUAUCUUCCACAAGUGGACACCCUCUUACAGAAGGCGCUUCCCGGGAGACAUCCCCUUCGGGGGACCCAACCUCUUCAUCCGCGUCCAGACCCACCCCCACACCUGCAACAACAUCAGCCGUGUCGACAGCACCUGCUUCUACAGAUGGCACUUCCCCCACUUCCAGCCUAAGCAACACACCCCCAACAACAUCACGGGUGGUCACAUCCCCAGUUACAACCGACACCACUGUGGGAGGCCCAGGGGACACGUCCCCACCCGGCACAAGAACCAUCACUCCAGGCACCUCAUCAGUCUCAGCGACAACUGGACCAGGGCCCCAGUCAACCUCACCCUCUUCCACCACCUCUGCUGAGGGGACAGCAGCAUCUUCUCUGGUCCACCAGACUCAGAGCAUGGAGACCACCAGAGAAACCCACAGCAGCGCCAUCGCAGCUGUGAGCUCCUCGACACCUUUAUCUUCCACAAGUGGACACCCUCUUACAGAAGGCGCUUCCCGGGAGACAUCCCCUUCGGGGGACCCAACCUCUUCAUCCGCGUCCAGACCCACCCCCACACCUGCAACAACAUCAGCCGUGUCGACAGCACCUGCUUCUACAGAUGGCACUUCCCCCACUUCCAGCCUAAGCAACACACCCCCAACAACAUCACGGGUGGUCACAUCCCCAGUUACAACCGACACCACUGUGGGAGGCCCAGGGGACACGUCCCCACCCGGCACAAGAACCAUCACUCCAGGCACCUCAUCAGUCUCAGCGACAACUGGACCAGGGCCCCAGUCAACCUCACCCUCUUCCACCACCUCUGCUGAGGGGACAGCAGCAUCUUCUCUGGUCCACCAGACUCAGAGCAUGGAGACCACCAGAGAAACCCACAGCAGCGCCAUCGCAGCUGUGAGCUCCUCGACACCUUUAUCUUCCACAAGUGGACACCCUCUUACAGAAGGCGCUUCCCGGGAGACAUCCCCUUCGGGGGACCCAACCUCUUCAUCCGCGUCCAGACCCACCCCCACACCUGCAACAACAUCAGCCGUGUCGACAGCACCUGCUUCUACAGAUGGCACUUCCCCCACUUCCAGCCUAAGCAACACACCCCCAACAACAUCACGGGUGGUCACAUCCCCAGUUACAACCGACACCACUGUGGGAGGCCCAGGGGACACGUCCCCACCCGGCACAAGAACCAUCACUCCAGGCACCUCAUCAGUCUCAGCGACAACUGGACCAGGGCCCCAGUCAACCUCACCCUCUUCCACCACCUCUGCUGAGGGGACAGCAGCAUCUUCUCUGGUCCACCAGACUCAGAGCAUGGAGACCACCAGAGAAACCCACAGCAGCGCCAUCGCAGCUGUGAGCUCCUCGACACCUUUAUCUUCCACAAGUGGACACCCUCUUACAGAAGGCGCUUCCCGGGAGACAUCCCCUUCGGGGGACCCAACCUCUUCAUCCGCGUCCAGACCCACCCCACACCUGCAACAACAUCAGCCGUGUCGACAGCACCUGCUUCUACAGAUGGCACUUCCCCCACUUCCAGCCUAAGCAACACACCCCCAACAACAUCACGG